AAAAAUUUUUUCAUUUUAUAAAUCAUUUUUAUAUAAAAUAAAAAGUUUAGUUUUAAUAAUAAAUAGUGCAAAUAAUUAUAAAUAAUACAAUAAUUAUAAAUAUAAUAUUAAUUAAAAUAAUAACAAAAUCAAUAUUAAUAAUGAAUUAAUAAUAAAAUGGAACAAAGUAAUACAACUUUAUACAAUGACAAUCUAAAUCGUUAUGAAAUACAAGACAAUGCUUUCUUUGUUACUUUUAUUAUAAAUUUUGCGACAAUGCUAGGAACAUUAUUAUUGUUUUGUUUUUUAAGAUCAAGAUUCCCAUUAUUUUUCAACUACAGAUACGAGAAACAUCAAAAAGGGGUCACUAAUAUUUCAGAUAGUGGGUGGUUUGGGUGGAUAUUUGAAACGCUGAACUAUGAUAAUAAAAAAAUAAUAGAUACUUCAGGAUUGGAUGGAUAUAUGUACUUAAAAAACGUAAAAUCAAAUUUAUAUAUAUUGUCAACAUUACUUGUGUUAAGUUCUGUGGUAUUGUACUCAACAAAUUCAAAAGGACAAUAUAAUUCUCACAGACAACCAGAUGAAAACGGAAAAUUACCAGACAAGGUUAUAGGUUUAACAAUUAUAUCAAUGAGUAAUAUCGAAAGAGGUUCAAAUUUAUUGUGGGUUCAUGUAAUGUUUACUUUUAUUGUCACCUUGGUGGUAUGGGUAUUUUCCUUCAAAGAGUACAAGGCCUAUUGUAAAUAUAGAGUUUACUAUAAAAAAGAAGAACGUUUAUCAAACUAUACCAUGAUCCUCAGGGAUAUCCCAAUGAGUAUGUUCAAUAAAGACGAUGUUGCCAUAUAUUUCAAGCAGUAUCUAUCAAAUCCGGAUGAUGUUAAAGAUGUAUGUUUACAAUACCCAGCACCACAUAUUUAUCCCUAUGUGGACGAAAGAGAAUUUUAUAUAAAGCAUUAUGAAGCCGCCAUUGAAGAAUAUAACAGAAAAAGAGUUAGACCUACAAGAAAAUCGGGGCCAUUUGGUUUGUGUGGGAAAAGAGUUGACUCUAUUGACUACUACAAAGCAAAAUAUGAAAAACUUACUUCCAAAAUAGAGGAAGAAAGAUCUAAAGCAGAAAUUCAAUAUGAGCAACAUCAAAGUGAAGAAAAAAAUAGAAAUUUAGAAAAAGCUGAAAAACAACCAGGUGGUACAGGUUUUAUUGUAUUUAAUCAGAAAUCAAUUCAAAAGCAAUUGGUACAAACUGUAAUGCACAAGAAACUUAAUGUUUUAUUUUCACAUUUCUAUGCACCUGACCCAAAUGAUAUCUAUUGGGGAAAUAUCCACAUUGGUAUGAAGUCAUAUUACUUUAGACAACUUAUGGUAAUAAUUGCAACUUUUGUUUUGAUCUUCUUUUGGACCAUUCCGGUAACAUUCAUUUCUGGUUUUAGUAAUUUGGGUACACUAUCAAAAAUUAAAGUGUUCUCUUGGUUGGUUAGUUUAAUAGAAAAAUCCCCAUUGCUUGUUGGUUUUCUUCAAGGUUAUCUUCCCAAUUUGGCUUUAAUUUUAUUUAUGGCUCUAUUAAUACCUAUUAUCAAACUACUAAGUAUUCUUAGUGGUUAUAUAUCUAAAAGCAGGAUAGAGCAAUCAAUAUUUUCAAAGUACUAUUUAUUCUUGGUUUUUAAUGUUUUCUUAGUUUCUGCAAUUGCUGGCACCAUUUUUCAAUCUUUAGAAGCAAUCAUCAACAAUCCUCCAUCGAUCACAUCUACACUUGCAAACGCUUUAGGUGGUCUAUCAUUUCAAAUGAUUAAUUUUGUUUUAUUAGCAGGUACCGGUCUUACAAUGAAUUUACUUCGUCUUUCAGAUUUAAUCAUAAAUCUAUUCAAAUUAAAAUUCUUGGCAAAAACAAAAAGAGAAAUAGAUGAUGCAAAUAAGAGUGAACCAUUUAAAUACGGCAAAACAUAUGCCUAUAAUCUUUUAAUUCUUCAAGUGUGCCUAGCCUAUUCAACUUUGGCUCCGUUCAUUCUUCUCUUUGGAGUUAUGUAUUUCAGUGUAAACUAUCUUGUUAGUAAAUAUAACAUCGCAUUUGUAAACACUCCAGCCUAUCAAAGCGGGGGACAACUAUGGCCAAUGUCGUUCAGACGUACUCUGGUGGGAUUGUUAAUUUAUCACCUUUUAAUGGUUGGAACUUUCAAUAUCUAUCAAUUUUAUUAUGGAAUUUUAGUUGUUAUACCAUUCAUCCUAACUAUUUGCUUUUGGGGAUAUGUAGAGUGGUAUUUCUAUUCAAUUUCGAAGAAUGGUCUUUUGGAUACCUAUCAGAUUAAACAAUAUAAUAAUAUAAUAAACCAACAACAGCAACAGCAAAAUCAAGAAAAUAACAAUGACAAUGACAAUAACUAUGACGUUGUAAAUAUAAAUGAAAGCCAACCACUACUUAACAAUAGUAAUAAUAUUUUACCAGUUUUAGAAUUUAAUGACAAUAGUUAUUCAAUUAUAGAAUAUAAUGAAAAUUUAUAUAAACCACCAUACUAUAACAAACUAAUGCAACCAGAGGAAUUUAUAAACCCCAACUUAGACAUCAAUAACAAUGAUAUUGGUCAAGCGAAUGUAUAAAAAUAAAGUAUUUUAUAUUUACACUCCAUC
Molecule: messenger RNA, 2598 nt
Organism: Dictyostelium purpureum
Lineage: Eukaryota; Evosea; Eumycetozoa; Dictyosteliales; Dictyosteliaceae
Exons: 2
Coding region: 157-2568 (803 amino acids)
Cellular component (GO): plasma membrane
Molecular function (GO): calcium-activated cation channel activity
Source: RefSeq, a predicted model, not a curated record